Molecule: messenger RNA, 897 nt
Organism: Haliotis rubra (blacklip abalone)
Lineage: Eukaryota; Metazoa; Mollusca; Gastropoda; Lepetellida; Haliotidae
Exons: 6
Coding region: 16-681 (221 amino acids)
Biological process (GO): cell-matrix adhesion
Cellular component (GO): lysosome; extracellular region
Molecular function (GO): calcium ion binding
Source: RefSeq, a predicted model, not a curated record
UCUACAAUCUCAACGAUGUUGUCGUGGGCCGUGUUAGCUGUUGUGGUAGUCGCCGCAAGUGGGUGUUGUGCACCUGACAGGUGGAGCGCCUACCAACUGAAGGCAGGGCUGGAGUUGAUCAAAGGUUCUCCCAAAACUCAAGUGGGGAUCUCAAAGGUUUACCACGAUGCUGCAUCUGAGAGAAGUGCCGAAGUUAUCAAGUAUGCUGCAGAAGGCGAAAAGAAUGGUGUAAAGUUUAUAUCAGAUCACAGAAAUAAGCGACUCUACGUCAUCAACCUUAAAACUAACGCCUGCACCGUACGCGACGUUGACAAACCCUUCCGUAGAUUCUGCACAGACUCUUCUAAGUAUUUGUACGACAUAAAACUGGGAUAUGGAGACAAUUCCUUGAGAGCACGUGGAUACUACAAAGAGUUCGGGUCGAAUGACGGCAAAUACAAAGUCGGCCAUGUUUACCUCGUCAGUGACGCCUGCAUCCCGUUACAGGGUGUAAACUUUGGUCUCGGCAAGUUGGACUUUCUGACCUCGACUGGCUGGGGGUCGUUCAGUAGCGAGUUUGAUGACUCCGUGUUCAAUCCUCCAUCCACCUGCCCCCCUCUGUCCUGUUCCCAGAAGAAAUAUGGCGUGAAUCUAUUUGACAUAAUUCGAAACAACGGGCCUCUGCAAUAUGGGAAGCUGUAACAGUGUACCACACGGAAAGAAUCAGUGUGACAGAACGUCUACAACGUGAUUCCCAUCGACUCUAAAAACAUCCGGUGAUAUGUAGUCAACCUGGUUCACUUGUAUACCUUCUUUCACAUCGGUGAUCGCUGGAUAAUGAUGAAUGUUGAAACAUUCCCCUCUCGCUGUACUAUAUCAUCCAUGUCAAUACUGUUGUAGAAUAAACAGAUGAGCAUU